AUGCUGAGCGUAUUUCAGGUUCCCAAACCUGUUAAGGCUAUUUUUGAUAAGUUUCCCUUGGAGACAUACCCUCCUGUGCAAAAGUGCGAUGAUGCUACUGCUUACAAACAAGAAGAGAGGACUUUUUACUUGGCUAGUACUCGAGGUUCACAACAAUUGCCGAAUGAAACUUUCAAGCUAGGUGUGUACAACGUCUUUGAGGAACCGAACUCGAAAUGUAUUCUUGCGUCAGAUCCAUGGUGUCUCUUCACACAGCUUGCGCUUUGUAAGAAGAAUGACCUCAAGCUGUGCUCAAAAGACUCAGUAAAGAAUGCGUCACGGCAACAUAGCAUUUGCAUCCUAUCACAGUCCGCUGCACUUAACAGCAGGUUACCAAUUCUAGUGGAAGGAUCUUCGAAAAGAAAUGUAAGGUCAACGGAAAGCAUCAAUGAAAUUCUGAACUCAAGGGUUUCUGAUCCUGAGCGGAUCAUGUACAUGUGUCUUUUGGACACAACCGUAUAUGACUGUUGGGUUUCUCAAGUUUUACUUCGAACCAGCAAUGUGCGAUUUUUGGAGAUAUAUUAUGAUAAACCACACCAAUCAAAAGCACUAGAGAAGUUUGAAAUGAUUAAUUGCAAAGUUUCUUUGAUGAAGCGAAAUAAUUUCUAUCUGCGUCAUAGCGAGAUAUUCAAGAACAUUAAAUCUGCCACCUUCUACAAUUCUAGAAAUGUUGACAAUUUAGUCAAUUCACUUUUCACAAGUUGCGAGAAGGUGCUUUCGCAGUUUCAAGAACUUUUGGGUUCUGAUGCAUUUUUCUUGAAAGGCAUUGUUCCUACCUACCUGGAUAUUAAGAUCGCCAGUUACAUCGUUUGCAUUCUAAACUUGGAAGACGGCAAUCCGUUGCAUGAGCAUGUUCUACAAAAUUGCGGCAGUUUGAUUAGACACGCCGAAGAAGUUAUCAAGUAUUUUGCAUCUUGA
Messenger RNA from Lachancea fermentati, 957 nucleotides. NCBI's taxonomy places the organism in Eukaryota, Fungi, Ascomycota, Saccharomycetes, Saccharomycetales, Saccharomycetaceae. The record is from the annotation of a GenBank genome assembly.